AUGAACCUUGCUAGCUACCUCAUGGUCUACCGCUCCCUCGUGCCCGAUCGCACUGAGCGACCGCUGCCACCAUUGCUCUGGCUCAUGUGCGCCUAUGUCUGCGUAGGCGCCAACUCACAGGCGUUCACCGGCAGCGGCGCGCUGGUGACGUGCGUCAGGAAAUUCCACGAGGCCCGUGGCACCGUGCUCGGCCUACUCAAGGGCUACGUCGGCCUCAGCAGCGCCAUCCUCACACAAAUCUACCUCGCCCUCUACGGCGGUCGUGACGCCCGGUCACUCGUCCUGCUCAUCGCCUGGCUCCCCGCUGUCGUUGUUAGCUUGAAUAAGUUAGUUUUAACCUUGAUGUAA
Messenger RNA from Miscanthus lutarioriparius, 348 nucleotides. NCBI's taxonomy places the organism in Eukaryota, Viridiplantae, Streptophyta, Magnoliopsida, Poales, Poaceae. The record is from the annotation of a GenBank genome assembly.